Astrephomene gubernaculifera is the source of this 589-nucleotide messenger RNA. Lineage: Eukaryota; Viridiplantae; Chlorophyta; Chlorophyceae; Chlamydomonadales; Astrephomenaceae. The record is from the annotation of a GenBank genome assembly.
GGCUGCUUCCGCCGCCCUGGUGGAGUGGCGCCAUGCUGGGUCGGGGGGUGGGGUGGUGGUUGGAGGCGGUGGAGCAGGGGGCGCUGGAUGCGCUGCCGGCGAGGAGGAAAGUGGGCUUCCUGAACGCAUUCGAGGACCUGCUGUCGCACCUUGGUCACGCCGUGGAGCCCUUCCUGCCCACCCUGCUGGCCAUCACACUGAGGCUGCUGGUCACGGCAACUGCGGCGGUGGGGGCGGCGCCGGCGGGAAGCGAGGCAGCGGCGGGAGCAGCGGAGGAGGAGAAGGAGAAGGAGCCUGCUGCCGACAAGGAUGAAGACGAGGAUGAUGACGAGGAGGAUGAUGAGGAGGGUGCAGCUGCUGCCUCCCCCGCAGCAGCAGCGGUGGAGCGGCACCGGGAGGUGCGCACUGCCUCGCUGCGGCUGCUGGCGCAGGUGUGGCUGCGCUUCCCCGCCGCCCCCUCCGCCGACUACAACCGCGUGUGGCGGGUGUUCCUGCCGGCAGUGCAGCCGCUCAUCCCGCGGCUGCAGCUGGAGGCGGCCAGCAGCAAGGAGCCCCCGCUGCUGGAGUGCGUGUUGUCUCUGUCGCUCAG